This is a messenger RNA of Orbicella faveolata, 2589 nucleotides long. RefSeq lists its product as uncharacterized. The record is from RefSeq and is a predicted model, not a curated record. NCBI's taxonomy places the organism in Eukaryota, Metazoa, Cnidaria, Anthozoa, Scleractinia, Merulinidae.
AGGCUGAGGCUGAUAACACUAACCGUAACUUAUUAUUCGGGCCGAACACGUUCACCUUGUUUACAACCUGUAGUUAGCCGCUUGAACACAAGUUUUUCCUCACAUAUACUUCCAGUGACGGUGAAAGGUGUUUUUUCGAUAUUUUCACCCACCCACCACAUGGUUUUCCCCUCUGUUACGUAGUGCGUUGAUUUUUUUCGCUCCGCUUUACCGUAUCAAGAGUUUAAUGAUGUUGAAGUUACCGAUUUGUAACCAUUAGUUAUGGUUUGCCAUUAAAUGGUUGAAGGCACAAGUGUUGCUGGCGCAACCCUUCAGUCCCACCAGGGCGCUUGGUCCCACACUGAUGGGAUGCCGGAAUCGUUUAGCUAGAGCUUUGGGUGACAUUAUAGCCACGACCACUUCCCCUUGCUGAUCUACCCUCUAGGAGCUUGGCAUAGGGACACGCUGCUGGCAGCAGCUGUUUCUUCGGGACACCCAUCGCACGGUCUUCCAGGCCAUGCCACUCGCUGACACUAACCUAGCCCCGUCGACUGGCCUUGCAUGUGGCAGGCAGCCCCAACCUUUUCUCCUACACGUUUGUUAAAACGGCAAACCAGUCCCCCAAGGAUAAUGACCGUUGAAGCCUGGAACCAGGCUGCUUGUUUCCCAGAAAAAAUUGGGUGACUACGAAGGAAUGCGAAGCACUUUAGCUGUGGUUACUAUCUGUAGAAGGUUUGCGAUAUUGGUGGCCAAAAUAUUCUCUUUAGCUUGUUGUUUGAUGAUCACAUCUAACGCUGCCAGGCAGCCCUGAAGCUGGCUUCAAAGUGUAAUUUACCUCUCAUAUAUAGCCUAGCUAUGACAACAAUAAUCAUUGGAACUAAUCUGUAAUCUCAAGAUGAUGGUCUCUGAUGAGGAGAAGAGAUGGCUUGUUGUCGGGAUUGCCAUGAACAAAGUAGUAGUUCCAGUAUUGAGAGAUUUUAUCAAACAAGGAAUGGACACUUGCUAUACAAACCUGGACAUCUACUGCAAUGGUCUGACACCACCCGGUGCCCUGAGGACACUGACUUUCCAUCAGGUCAGUACUGAUCCAUGUUUUAAACACUUGAAAUUCCAGAAUGUCAACAAUAAUCUUCAGCUGCAUGGCAAGCAUAAAAGACUCUACAAUUACAACGUCAACAGUUCAGUAGACUUGGCCAAGUUGUUUGUGCCAGAUUAUCUUGCUGAGUUUUCAGGCUUUGAUGAGUCACUGGACAUGAGUGCCAUCCUUCGCCUGUUGGGAUUUAACAAGCCUGCACCGAUUUUCUACUCCCCAAACCCACUGAUGUCUAUUCAGAAUUCAGCUGAUGAUGUCAGAGAAAAUGUCAGGAACAAAUGGGGUCAUUGUAAUGUUACUGACUGGACUGAAGUCCUCUUCAAUGAUUGUUUUUCCAAGCUGGAGACCUUGGUGAGAAGUCUGGGACUGACUGGUGGUAUCGAGAAGACCAGUUUAGAUCUGCUGUCAGAUUGGCUAACUAAAGGUUGUCAGCUGUGUAUGGGUCAUGCUGUGGAUCAAAAUCUUCUUUCCCUUGUGCAACAAGAUGUCAAAGAACUCAUUAAGAGCUACAAGAAAACUGAAGCAGAACAAUCAGCCAUUCAAGAAUCACUGGCUCAGCAAAGAAAAGAGCAAGCUCAAAUACAAAACACUGUGACUUCCAUCCAAGGUGAGCAAUCGUCAACAAGAGUUCAAUUGCGGAAACAAAGUGAGCUGUUGAAAGCAAUGCUAGAGUGGAAAGAACAACAGAUGAAAGAGAAGCAAGAAAUAAUGGAAAAGCUUGUGUCCCUGGAGAAAACGCUCAGUGACGAAUUAUUGAUUCGAGUUGACAGAUUGGAAAAGGGACUAGCUAAAGCAGAUGGCAAAGUUGAACAACUGGAGGAGGGAUUUGCCAGGACCGAUGACAAAUUUGAACAACUGGAGGAGGGAUUUGCCAGGACCGAUGACAGAGUGGAACAACUGCAGCAAGGGUUUGCCAAAGUAGAAAACGACGUUUUUGAGACAGGAAAGAAAAUCAAACAACUGGAAGAAGAAGUCACAAGUCAGAGAAUGGAGAACAAUCCAGGUUAGUUUUUGUAAUUUGUAAAUUCAGAGGAAAAGAACAGUGAUGAAUGGUAUCAGGGAACAACAAUCUGGGGGUAAUCAAUGAUUCUGAUCAGCCACUGAGUAUCGGUGAUUAUCAAUGCGUAAUUGAUGAUGUUAUCAGUAGGGUAACUUCUGCUGCCCUACUAAUCAAAUCGUACCACUUUUAACAUAAAUCAAAUCGUACCAAGUUUAACAUAAAGUUAACAUAAAACUAUCAUUUCUUUACAUAUGUUAAAAGAGGUUUGACAGCCAGUAAGGUGAGUUAAUUACUCGAUCAUGGUAAUGAAAACGUUGAAGUAAAUGUUUGGAAACUUAGAGAACGAUUGACGUGAGGUUGGGAAGUUGAAAUGUUUGAUAGUUCCCAUGGAGAAUUAAUAUUUAGUAUUUUUACACAUUUGCUUCCUGGUGUGGACAGGGUGUUUGUAUUGGGUUUAAGUGCCUCUUCUUAAACUGUUUGUGUAUAUGCACGCUACCUCUACAAGCAAGCCUCUCCC